Messenger RNA from Nannizzia gypsea CBS 118893, 699 nucleotides. Its product is annotated as mitochondrial 54S ribosomal protein YmL24/YmL14. Gene Ontology annotation, cellular component: mitochondrial large ribosomal subunit. Gene Ontology annotation, molecular function: structural constituent of ribosome. Bases 1 to 699 code for a protein of 232 amino acids. The transcript has a single exon. The record is from RefSeq and is a predicted model, not a curated record. NCBI's taxonomy places the organism in Eukaryota, Fungi, Ascomycota, Eurotiomycetes, Onygenales, Arthrodermataceae.
AUGGCCCUCCACGCAGCGGUUUGCUCCGCCAGACAGCUCCCUCGCCUUUCCCUUCUCACAGCUUCCUUCGGCAACAUCUCCCUACAAGCAAACCGAUCUUUCUCUACGACCCUCCCGGUACAGCGGGCAGCUACUCUUCCUCCUGAGAUUCCCCCAUACCCUUAUGGCCCCAGACGCACCUUCAAGCAGGCGGACAGCGGGCUCUACGGCGGUGCUACAAUAAUAUUCGGAAACAAGAUCUCCAAAGGCCGGAACAAGGGCAAGACACGAAGAAUCUGGAAGCCUAAUGUGCGAAAGGAGAAGGUCUACAGCAAGGCCCUGGACGAAGAAAUAGAACUCAAGGUCACUCAUGGCGUUUUGAGAACGAUCAAUAAAGUGGGAGGACUGGACGAAUACCUGCUCGGCGACAAACCUGCUAGAAUAAAGGAAUUGGGCAUGUUUGGCUGGAAGCUACGGUGGAGAGUGAUGACAUCACUGGCCAUGAAGGAGAAGUUCGCGUUGGAGAGACAGCAGCUGGGUCUACAGGAGCCAGAGACAUUUGAACAGUUUCUGGCACGACACUCGGAGAGCGAGAAGAUCGAGGCAGCCACCGAGCACGAUUUGAAACGACAGCAGGAGGCCCACGAGGCGGCCACACCGUUGACCGCUGCAUCAAUGGGGGAAGCGAAUACUCCCGAACUGAAGACGAACCCGGCCUAG